This is a messenger RNA of Cydia pomonella (codling moth), 2382 nucleotides long. RefSeq names its product chymotrypsin-1-like. Gene Ontology annotation, molecular function: serine-type endopeptidase activity. The coding region runs from base 1218 to 2042 and encodes 274 amino acids. The transcript is spliced from 3 exons. The record is from RefSeq and is a predicted model, not a curated record. Lineage: Eukaryota; Metazoa; Arthropoda; Insecta; Lepidoptera; Tortricidae. Gene Ontology annotation, biological process: proteolysis.
UUAAUGUUAUAAAAUAAUAAUAAUAAUAAUAAAUAAUAAAAUAUCUUUGUUCAGUAAUAAAGGACAAAUAUUUGCUUACGUUUUUGUUUACAAUUACAUAGAUAUAGUUAAUUAACUUAGCAAGUAGAUAUAGCACAGUACAGUUAGCUAACUCCAGUCCCUAAGUCAAUAGAACAAGGUGUACCAUUGGUCAAUUAACUCCACUGUUUAGUAAAGAUUACAAUAAAAUAAUAUAUGAACAACAUUUCAUGAAUAAAGUAAGCUACAUCUGUUCCCCGUACUAGUAUUCAACUGUAUCACGGUGGAAACAGGAUUCGCCAUGCUCUAUUUUCAAUAUGCUAUGUUAAAAUAGACUUCGUAAAAAAGAAUCCACAUUAUGCAGCCUCAGAAGUUGCGGUCUCAUUUAAAAUUGUCAAACGAUCCGAAAUAACAGACAACAAUCCGCCUCGACAUGAAUAAUUAUGAAAGAAUACAUUAGUUCUACCGUGGGGAGAAUAAUAAUGUCAACAAGGUGCAUAAUUACGGUAAGUAAAUACAGCGAGUUUAUUUUUAUAUCGGAGCAGUGCAAUCACAUCAUUAUUAUUUUUUUAUUAAUUUCGAAAUGAAAUAUGAGUUUUCAUCAAAUAUUUCAUAAUUACAAUAACAUUUGUUUUCUUUUGAUGUGUAGAUUAAUAAACGGCUGUUCUAGUUAAAUAUAAUCAGAUGGUUGUUUUUAUUAUUCGGUUAUUAGGUACCUAUUAUAAAUAACCUUCCACUGAGCAUCAUCCCCAGUUUAAGUAUGGGGGCUCAUUGUCUCUCGUGCCAGUCGUGCCAUUUUUUUAGCUUUGGUAUUUAAUUUGUGGCUUAUUUGUUACAGUAGUUUUGAAGUAUUUUCUUCGUUCGUUAUUAUACUUUUACCUCUUGUUUAGUCAGUGGAAUGUUUAGUUUGUUUAUGUUUUUCACUAUUUAUAUUAUGACCAACAAUGGAGCUUAAAGUUCGAGGCCCAUGUGAUGUAGAAUGUUUGUCUAAAUCAAGUAUAAUAUCUCGCUCUUUUCUACGUGCUACGUUAUACAUCUUAGAUGAAAGAUAACAGGUCAAUAUGAACGCCUGCAAUACCCAUACUGCGCCAAUCGAUUUUGGUUUAACGACCCAUUAUAAACUUCUGGUACUUAAUUGAAUUAUAAGUUAACGAUUACUGUAUGUAAAGCCACAGACGGAUUAUUUUCAUUAAUUUCUAAUGAAUUCAAAGUUAAAAGUGAUAAUAAUAAUUAUUUGCAAUAUUAAAAUAACCUCGUCGAAUAUGACCGGCAAUUUAAUCAAUGGAGUGCCUUCCGAAAUUAUAGAUUUUCCACAUUCUGCAUAUUUGGCUAUAGAGUGUACCUCAAGUCGUGGAGAAGGUUACUUUUCGUGUGGCUCCUCCAUAGUUAAUGAAGCUGUUUUGUUGACUGCUGGACAUUGCAUCAUUGGGUGCCAUAAUAAUGUUGACGCAUUUGCUAUAUUCGGACAUGAACAGAGAGAUAAGGGAAUGGUUGCAAACGUAUCUCAUAUCAAACUGCAUGAAGAUCAUUUCGAGGGUUCAUUGUCAAACGAUAUAGCUCUAGUGUUAUUGAAGAAGAAUUUGAAGUUUAGUUGUACAGUUAGAAGAGUGGCGUUAAUGAGGCAUCCACCAAACGUGGAUGAUGCUACUGUCGCUGGUUGGGGGAAAAUAGAUGAAUUGUCAAACGACGUGUCUAACAUCCUGAUGAGCACACAACAGAAAAUUCUGCUCCCGUCGACUUGUCUUUUUACCAUGAACAACCCGGCUGGCACUUUCUGCGCCGAUAGUAAGCCAGGAACGGGUUUUCCUGCAAGAGCUGAUUCGGGCAACGCCAUGGUAAUCAAUGACUUCAUCCAGAUAGGACUUGUCUCCUACAUGGACCCCCAUAUUUCUAAGAGGACCACUGUGUACACCAACAUUAGCUAUUUUUACGGGUGGAUAAAAUAUAACGUUAGAAAAUUAUUUUGUACAGGCAGAAAUAGUAAAUUGCGCGAAAAGAGAAGUAUGGCUAAAGCCGAAAAUUAAAAUAAGUAUGAUAAACCUCAGAGUCAAGUGUCAAUAAGUAGACAUAAAUACUCAACUAAUUAAAUAUGGAAGGUAGAGAUAAGGAUAAAAUGUCUAUCAGAACACCUUAAAUAGGUGGCACCACAAUACAUCGCGAACAAAUUUUUGACUUUGAUAAAAAAAUCCAAUCACUGACAGCGUACUUUACUCCGUCAAUAACGUCUAAGUUCAUAUCAUAUCCUUGUGCUACCCUAGCCCCAUCGGAGAGAUUUGGAACUAUUAUUUACAGCUGCCAGCUGAAAACUUUUGCAGCAGUUGUCCCAUAAGAGAUUGUUCUCCCUACCUCUACCCUCGAUAUCCU